Molecule: messenger RNA, 3226 nt
Organism: Mobula hypostoma (lesser devil ray)
Lineage: Eukaryota; Metazoa; Chordata; Chondrichthyes; Myliobatiformes; Myliobatidae
Exons: 8
Coding region: 162-2687 (841 amino acids)
Source: RefSeq, a predicted model, not a curated record
CAGCUGUUCUCUGCUUUGUCUAACUCUGUGGGUUUCCUCUUCUGGGAAAAUGAACACACUCUGAAUUCAAAGUGCCUUGUGAGGGUUGGACCCAUUACAGCCCUCAGCUUGUUUCUUACAUUCUGGAUCAUCAGAGGCUCUUCACACAGAGAGGGGGUGAGAUGCCAGCCAUGAAGAAAACUGUUGGAGUGAUAGCAAAAGCAAGCGUGCGGGGAAGCCAGGCUCCUGCCUCGGUAUCGCAGCCACCCCAAGCCGGACCCUCACUCCGCAGACCCACACAGCACAAUGAGGUAAAGAGUCGAAGCUUUGCUGAGGUCACCCCCAGGAGCAAAGCUCGGACAAAGAAUCUGCAAAUGACAGCGACAUCCAUUACGACCAAGGCCAGGAGUCCAGGGACCCUGUUGUCAGGCCGAGCCACUACUCCAAUCCGCAGGGCGGUGCCGAAGGAGCCCGUUUCCCAGAGUCAGACUCACCGGCUGGGGCUGGGCCCCAGGGAUCAGCGGUCACAGGGUCCCGUGAGUCCGAGACCGCCGGAGGUGGCCAGAUCCCGACUGAAGGGCUGCUCAGCACUGCCCACACUGGAAAGAGGAGGUGUGAGGUCCCGCAGGGAACCCAGCAGCUUCUCCCGGGGCCCCCCGACCUUUGACCCCUCAACCUCCAACUCCUGCCCUGCCAUAGAUCUGCCUUUUGACCCUUCAAGCUCCAACCCCCUGACUUCCAGCUCCUGCCCUGCCAAAGAUCUGCCCUGUGAUCUCCUGACCUCCAACCUUUUGACCACUGACCCCAACCCUGCCAAAAACCUGUCCUCUGACUCUCUGACCUCUGCCUCCCCUCCCUCCAACCCUAUGCCCUUCAAACAUUUGGCCUCUGACCCCCUGACUUUCAGCUCCUUCCCCUUAUGUCACAUCAGUGCUAAUAACUCCAACCCAGGAUCAUUGUCUGUGUGUGGGGAGGGGAGCCACCCUCCCCUGGUGGUCCAGACCCCUCAGUUUCAGGGGCCAGGCCAGGGGAGGGAGCUGGGAUCUGACCAGCAGCUUAUGGCCUGUCCAGGAUGGUCCAGGAACCUCAGAGAUGAAGGGGGAGUGGAAGACUCAGUGGGAAGUCAUAGUGGUGAGGCAAGCACGCCUCAGGCAGAGAAACACAGAGCAGCGCAGGCCGGGGAACGCGGAGCAGCGCAGGCUGGGGAACGCGGAGCAGCGCAGGCUGGGGAACGCGGAGCAGCGCAGGCUGGGGAACGCAGCACAGUGGAAGCUGGGAAUGGCAGAACAGUGCAGGGUGAGGAACGUGGAACAGCGCAGACAGAGAACUGUAGUUCAGCGCAGGACAGGGAAUGCGGAUCAGCACAGACAGAGAAUUGUAGUACAGCGCAGGCCGGGGAGUUUGAAACAGCAUUUGCUGGGGAACGCGGAGCAGCGCAGGCAGACGGAAGCAGUACAGCGCAGGCCGGGGAAUGCGGAGCAGCGCAGGCCGGGGAACGCGGAGCAGCGCAGGCUGGGGAACACGGAGCAGCGCAGGCUGGGGAAUGCAGCACAGUGGAAGCUGGGAAUGGCAGAACAGUGCAGGGUGAGGAACGUGGAACAGCGCAGACAGAGAACUGUAGUUCAGCGCAGGACAGGGAAUGCGGAUCAGCACAGACAGAGAAUUGUAGUACAGCGCAGGCCGGGGAGUUUGAAACAGCAUUUGCCGGGGAACGCGGAGCAGCGCAGGCCGGGGAACGCGGAGCAGCGCAGGCAGACGGAAGCAGUACAGCGCAGGCCGGGGAAUGCGGAGCAGCGCAGGCCGGGGAACGCGGAGCAGCGCAGGCAGACGGAAGCAGUACAGUGCAGGCCAGGGAAUGCAGAGCAGCGCAGGCAGACGGAAGUAGUACAGUGCAGGCGGGGGAAUGCAGAGCAGCGCAGGCCGGGGAACGCGGAGCAGCGCAGGCAGAUGGAAGUAGUACAGUGCAGGCUGGGGAACACGGAGCAGCGCAGGCAGACGGAAGCAGUACAGUGCAGGCCGGGGAAUGCAGAGCAGCGCAGGCAGACGGAAGCAGUACAGUGCAGUACCGGGAUCAUGGAACAGUGGCAACCAGGGAGUGUGGAUCACUGCGGACUGUGGAAUGCAGAACAGCACAGGCCAGCGAGUUGUUCGGCAUCCAGGUGGUAGUCACUGACGGGGAGCGGUCAAGCAGUGGGUGCUCGAAGCAGGGAGAGUGUCGGCACAUGGAGAGUUCGGCAACGGGAACAGCGUCACUGGACCCUGGCUGCCAGCCUCUGGAGCACAGCGACUCACAGGUGGAUUGUGGAGGACAUGGUGGAGACGGAGGGAAGGAGCAGCAGGUGAGGGAGCUGGAGGAGACGGUCUUCGAGCUGAGGGACCAGUUGGAACAACAUCAGGCCGUGCAUCUGCACAACGAGAGGAUCAUCGAGCAGCUGGAGUGUAAAGUGAAGUCUUUGGAAAGGCAGAACCUGGAACUGGAGAAACAGCUGAAGAUGUCCAACAAGAAAAUGAAGGAGGAAGAGGAGGAGUGGCAAUACUUCCAGGCUGACCUACAGACAGCGGUAGUGGUGGCCAACGACAUGAAGUGCGAAGCACAGGAGGAGGUGCGGGAGCUGAGGAGAGAGCUCCAGGAAGAGAGGAGGAAAACGAGGCAGUUGCACAGGGAGCUGGCUGCCGUUAGGGCUCUCAGGGGCCGUGCAGAAUCCUGAAUUGAUGGAGAUGGACGUGAGAAGCACGGAGGAACAUCUGGAGAAACUUCUGAAAUGUCCGCUUCGCUGCCGUUGCUACUGUGCGAUUGAGAAUCUCCGGAGGGGAAGGCCCCAAAUCCUUGGCUUUGCCUAUUACCUGUUGCCGGGGCCGGGGUCGAAGAGCUCGGCAGAGAUGGUGCUCGGUGCUCGAUGUCGGAGGGCUGGUCGGAAGCUUGAAGUUUUCGGAUGGACUCAAGAGUCGGCUGUGGUCAGGUGCUUCCAGGGUGCUGCAUCGGCAAGUUUGCGGCGCUGGAAGCUCAUGGCAGGGAGAGUUUCUCCCUUCUACCGUCUGCGUGAGAUGAUGGGACUUUUGGGAGACUUUGAAACUUUUUUUUACUGUGCCCAUGGUCUGUUCUUUAUCAAAUUACGGUAUUGCUUUGCACUGUUGUAACUAUAUGUUAUAAUUAUGUGGUUUUUGUCAGUUUUUUUUAGUCUUGGUUUGUCUUGUGUUUCUGUGAUAUCAUUCUGGAGGAAUAUUGUAUCAUUUCUUAAUGCAUGCA